AUCUCGAGGAGAGCUGCUGGAUUUUAACCCGUUUCUGAGCUCCUCCUCUGGAUCUACAGCGUCAGGGCUUGGAGGCCGUCUGAACAGGCCCUCGGAGCCCCGUCGCAGUCCUGGGACUGACCCUCCACUGCCACUGGGGCGAUUUCCUGCUUGUUGUUUGUCAACACUGAGCUCUCACAUUCUUCUGGUUCACUGCAUCUGGAAUAGAGAUCUCACCAGUAUUGCCCUCCAUGGUUUCUGCCCUACUCAAGACCAUAUCAUUGUACAUUGAAAAGAUUUGCAAAGGAAUGUUUACAAAGAAAUUGGCGAAUCCCACAAAGAAGAAAGAGCCUAGUGAAAAUAAAGAGUCCAAAUUGACCACCGAUUUGCAAGCACGUAAUCCAACUUUCUCUACCACGCUGAAAACCACAGUGAAGAAAAUCUCUAAAUGCUCUUCUGCACGUAACAUAUCUCUCGAAGACGAAGACGGUAAAAACGACUGCUCGUCCCUCUCUCCGACAUUCAGUUAUCGCGUCGCUAUAGCGAAUGGACUACCAAAGAAAGGGCGUCUGUUAAAUAAUAAUGAGAGUGUACUCCAAGAGGUUCUGUCUAUCGAUAGCAGCCACUCUGACUCCCUGAGUGAGACCAAACCUGUCCGCAGACUGGAUGAGCAGAAAUCUCACACCAUGCCAGUGAGACGAAAUAGGAAGAGCCUUAUCAGCCUAGCGCCGUCUGACGGCAGCUCUGAGGGCGAACGCGUGGAACGCUCGAGUCUGCAAACGCUCAGGCUGGGCGCGUUACGCAAGCUGAGGAAAUGGAAGAAGAGCCAAGAAUGUGUCUCCUCCGAGUCCGAGGUGAGCAACUGGAGGAAGACCCUGGGCAUCCGGAGCAAGUCUCUGGACCGGGCGGGGAGGCAGCAGAAGAGCUCCACCCUUGAACCCGGCUCGUCCUCCACGGGCUGCAUCAGCCAGACCCAGGAUGUGAUGGAGAUGAUCUUCAAGGAGCUGCAGGGGAUCAGCCAGAUAGAGACAGAGCUGUCCGAGCUGCGUGGGCACGUUAAUGCCCUGAAAAGCUCCAUCGACGAGAUAUCCAGCAGCGUGGAGGUCGUGCAGAGCGAGAUCGAGCAACUCCGCUCGGGGUUCGUUCAGUCCAGGAGGGAGACGCGCGACAUCCACGACUAUAUCAAGCAGAUCAGCCCCCAGGCCAGCAAGGCCUCCCUCAGGUUCCUCAAUGUUCCUGAGGAAAAGUUAGAGAAGACUGACAGUGUCAUCUAUUCCAUUCUGAAAGAUAAAAUGGGAUUCAUAGAUGCACAUAAAACACUAAAAAUAGAACUUGCCCAUAGGUUAGGACAACAAAGAGAAUGUUCCAACGCUAAACCUCGACCUAUUCUUGUUAUCUUUUCAACCCCACAAGAUAGGGAUUUAGUUUUGAAAAAAUGCUAUAAACUUAAAGGGACAGGCAUAUCCGUCUCCACUGAUAGCUUGACUCACGAUUUGAAGGAGAGGAAAGACAGAGGAUUAUCCUCCUCACAGACCUAUGAAAGCAUGGAUAUCAAGGUCUCAGGGAAGGAUAAAGUGGUCGAGAGCGAUGACUGGGAUUCAAUGGACAGCGACAAAGAGCUGGACGAGCUGAGUAAGAAUAAAUAUGCAAUGGUGAUUACAAAGCCUGCCCAUAAAAGUAAAUCAGACAAAAAGAGGUCCCACGACCACAGCCGGUCAGCAGAUGAGGCAGGGUACUCAGGCUCGGUUCAUUACGCCGACGAUUCAUAUGACGACUCAGACAAACAUGCCAAGGCCUACUACUCUGACCUGACACCGGGCUGGCUGUCCCAGAGUGACUAUUCCACCCCCAAGCUCAGCCGCUCUGAGUCGGACUGCUCCAAACUCUGCCAGUCUUAUUCAGAGGACUUCUCCGAGAGCCAGUAUUUCAGCCGGACCAACGGCGGCUCUCUGUUGUCGUCCUCGGACCAGGAGCUGUGGCAGAGGAAGCAGGAGGAUAUGGCCUCUUCCUGGUACGCCAGCCCCCGCCAGCCCCUUAGCCAGGAGAACCCCUCUUACGUGGAGCACAAUGAGGUUGAGACCACAGAGACUAUUGACAGUGGGGUGAGUAACGGAAUGGUCUGCAUGUCUGGGGAUAGGAGCCACUACAGUGGUUCUCAGCUCUCUCUGCAGGGUGACCUUUCUCCUUGGAAGGACUGGCAUCACCUGGAGCAGGGUACUGACUCUGGCCUGGAUGCCUCCAUAGAGCAGAACCUGGUCUCAGAGGUCAGCAGCCCCUUCGACCCCACAACCAUACCAGGAUUCCCUGAGAACAUCACAAAGUGUCAGGAGGUUGAUCUGCAGUUUGAAGGGGAGGAGGAUUUCAUGAUUUUAGAUAAUCCCUGUAUUGUCCCUGCUCCUAUCACUACUUACAUCCCCACUCCUGUCCCUGUCAUAGAGAAGGAGCUUGUCCACAAGCCACCUAUCCGCAAAUCUAAAGAGGCCCUGAAAGAAAGCCCCAAAGUCACUACGAAAGAAGUCCCAAAAGUUGCUUCUAAACCGGUCUCUAAAGCAACUACAAAGAGCCCUAAAGAAACCACUAAAGCGAAUACUAAAUUAACAGCUAAAGAAUCCCAUAAAGUGCUGGCUAAGGAGACUCCUAAGGUGACGGCUAAAGAACCUCCUAAGAUAAUUGCCAAGGAGACCCCUAAAGUGAUGACUAAGGAGAUCUCUAAAACGACUUCUAAACAGGGUGCUAAAGUAACCUCUAAACCAGGCCCAAAAAUAACAGCUAAAGAAAGCCCUAUUGCCACCCCUAAAGAAAGCCCUAUUAUCACUCCUAAGGAAAGCCCUAUUAUAACUCCUAAGGAAAGCCCUAUUAUCACUCCUAAAGAAAGCCCUAUUAUAACUCCUAAAGAAAGUCCAGUAGUGACUCCUAAAGAAAGCCCUAUAGUAACUCCUAAAGAGAGCCCUAAAACCACCCCCCAAGAGGCCCUCAAAGUAACUGGUAAAGAGUUUCCUAAAGAACCCCCAAAAGUGGUCUCUGUUGAGGUGCCCAAGGUGAGUGCUAAAGAGAGUCCUGUAGUGAGCCUUAAAGAGGCCCCUAAGGUGGCCCCCAAGCCGGCCCUCCAGACUGCACCUCAGGCUUCCUCCCAGGCAACCCCUCAGGCUGCACCCCAGACUACACCUCAGACUGCACCCCAGACUACACCUCAGACUGCACCCCAGGCCGUCCCCCAGACUGCACCCCAGGCUGUCCCCCAGACUGCCCCCAAGACUGCCCCCCAGGCUGCCCCCCAGGCUGCCCCCCAGGCUGCCCCCCAGACUACACCUCAGGCUGUACCCCAGGCUGCCCCGCAGGUGGUCUCCCAGGCCCCGUCUCAAGCGGCCCCUAUAUCAGCCCCUCAAGCGGCCCCUAUAUCAGCCCCUCAAGCGGCCCCUAAAGCAGCCCCUCAAGCAGCCCCUCAAGCAGCCCCUCAAGCGGCCCCUAAAGCAGCUCCUAAGGCGACACACAAAGAAACAUUCCCAGAGCUUGAUGUCAAUCACAGCUUUCACCAGAACCAGACCAAGUCAGCCACCAUGUACCGAAGUCAGAGUGAGAUCAGGACUGAGAAAGUCGAGGAGGUCCCCAAGUCCUGGAGCAGCAGGCUAAGCAUUGAUCUCACUGAUAAAUCCUUUGGCUUUGGCUUUGGCUCCACACUACAGAGGGCCAAAUCAGCCCUGGAGGUUGUGUGGAACAAGGGCGCCCAGCCUCCAAGUGCUCCAGUGGAGGAACCCGCCAAUUCCUCCUCCUUCAUGGGCCGCUUCCGAAAUCUCUCCACCUCAACCCCCAACGACUCCAGCACCACCAUCGACUCCGACGUCUACAACGAGCCCUUCGUCUACAAAGCCGAGGAGGAGCAGGAGGAAACAGUGGCUGCAGAAGUAGCAGCGGGAGAUCAGCCCGUUGACAGCGAAACCCACUACGUAGAGGUGAUGGAACAGGUGCUAGCCAACCUGGAGAACAAGACCAACGCCGAAGAGGCGGAAGAGCCCGUACCGGAGUACGAGGCCACUCAGGACAACGACGGCUCUCAGGACAAAGACAGCUCUCAGGAUUACGACGCCUCUCAGGAUUACGACGCCUCUCAAGAACUGGAAGGUUCCGAGGAUUUCGAGGCGGCGCAAGAGGCGGCUCCCGUCCUGGAGUACGACUGCAGUCUGGACGAGCACUACGACGAGGCGUGCAGCGAGGACUACGAGGACACCCAGAUGACCGAGGACACCGCAGAGUAUGACGACAUGGUGGAGUAUGUUGAGGUGGAGGAACCCGAUGAGACCGAAGACAUGGAGGAAGGGGACGAAGACCUGGAGGAGGUCGAGGAGUUGGAAGAAGCGUCCGAAGCUUGUGAGAGCGUAGAACAACAGGAGGAUGAAAACAAGAACCUCCCACAGGAGAAGCUCGUGGAGGCCCCGCCCAAGAAGCGCAUCCGCCCGACGUUCAAGGAAGCAGCGCUGAGGGCCUACAGGAAGCAGAUGACUGAGUUGGAGCAGCAGAUCCUGGCUGGAGAUAGCAGUGCUUUGGAAGCCCAGACUCUCAAUGUCCUGGAUCCCAAAGUACUUGGGCUUCAGGCUGGCGGGGCUGGCAGCAUUCUUUAUGGUAUUGACAGCAUGCCAGAUUUACGCCGCAAGAGGACCAUGCCUAUUGUCCGAGACCUGGCUUUGACUCUCACUGCUCGAAAGGCAGGUAUCUCGUUCGCCCUGGUGACCAGAUCUACCCUGAACAACGAGGACUUGCAGGCCGUGCUGGAGGGGACCUCCAAGUGGUCCGCAAAGAUCACCAUCACAGUGAUGUGUGCCCAGGGCCUUCAGGCCAAGGACAAGACAGGCUCCAGCGAUCCUUACGUCACCGUCCAGGUGGGCAAGACCAAACGCAGGACCAAAACCAUCUUCGGGAACCUCAACCCUGUCUGGGACGAGAAGUUCUUCUUCGAGUGCCACAACGCCACCGACCGCAUCAAGGUGCGCGUCUGGGACGAGGACGACGACAUCAAGUCGCGCGUGAAGCAGCACUUCAAACGGGAGUCGGACGACUUCCUGGGCCAGACCAUCAUCGAGGUCCGCAUGCUGAGCGGAGAGAUGGACGUGUGGUACAACCUGGAUAAGAGGACUGACAAGUCGGCAGUGUCUGGCGCCAUCAGGCUGAAGAUCAGCGUGGAGAUGAAGGGAGAGGAGAAGGUGGCCCCUCCCCACGGCCAGUACACCUGUCUACACGAGAACCUGUUCCACUACCUGACGGAGAUGAAGAACAGCGGAGCGGUGAAGAUCCCGGAGGUGAAAGGCGACGAGGCGUGGAAGGUCUACUACGACGACGUCUCCCAGGAGAUCGUGGACGAGUUCGCCAUGAGAUACGGGGUGGAGUCCAUCUAUCAGGCCAUGACGCAUUUCUCCUGUCUGUCCUCUAAGUACAUGUGCCCUGGCGUUCCCGCGGUGAUGAGUAACCUGCUGGCCAACAUCAACGCCUACUUCGCCCACACUACCACCGCCACCACCAACAUCUCGGCCUCGGAUCGAUUUGCUGCCUCGAACUUUGGGAGGGAGAAAUUUGUCAAACUCCUGGAUCAGCUUCACAACUCACUGAGGAUUGACCUCUCCAAGUACCGGGAUAAUUUCCCUGCAGGAAACCCUGAGCGUCUCCAGGAUCUCAAGUCUACUGUGGACCUCCUGACCAGCAUCACCUUCUUCAGGAUGAAGGUGCAGGAGCUUCAGAGCCCGCCCAGAGCUAGCAUGGUGGUGAAGGACUGUGUACGAGCCUGUCUGGAUUCCACUUACAAAUACAUAUUUGACAACUGCCACGAGUUGUACAACCAGCUCCUGGACCAGGCUCGCCAGCAGGUCAUCCCUCGUGAGGAGCAGGGUCCGUCCAUAAAGAACCUGGACUUCUGGCCUAAACUCAUAACUCUCAUGGUGUCCGUCAUCGAUGAGGACCGGACAGCGUACACUCCUGUCAUAAACCAGUUUCCUCAGGAGCUGAACAUGGGCAAGAUCAGCGCAGAAAUCACAUGGAGCCUGUUUGCCCUGGACAUGAAGUAUGCUAUGGAAGAGCACGAAAAGCACCGUCUAUGCAAGAGCACCGAGUACAUGAACCUCCACUUCAAAGUCAAAUGGUUCCACAACGAGUAUGUCCGUGAUCUGCCUGCGUUUAAGGAGACGCCACCUGAAUAUUCUUUGUGGUUUGAUCCCUUCGUCAUUCAGUGGUUGGACGAGAAUGAAGACGUUGCCAUGGAGUUUCUCCACGGAGCGCUGGGGAGGGACAAGAAGGACGGCUUCCAGGUAACGUCUGAGCACGCCCUAUUCUCCUGCUCCGUGGUGGACGUGUUCACACAGCUCAACCAGAGCUUUGAGAUCAUCAAGAAGCUGGAAUGCCCCAAUCCCCAGGCCCUGGCUCACUUCAUGUGCCGCUUCGCUAAGACUAUCAACAAAGUCCUCUUGCAAUAUGCCGCAAUCAUAACCAAGGACUUUGGCUUGUAUCUUGACAAGGAGAAAUUGCCCUGCAUCCUCAUCAACAACAUCCAGCAGCUCCGGGUGCAGCUGGAGAAGAUGUUUGAGUCCAUGGGUGGAAAGCAGGAGGAGGGCGUUGUGUCCUUCUGUAAGCUGGACGCAGAGGCCAGCGACCUUCUGAAGGAGCUGCAGAAUCGCCUCAACACCGUGAUGGAUGAGCUGAGUGCAGUGUUUGGAGCCAGCUUCCAGCCGGUGAUUGAGGACUGUGUGAAGCAGAUGAACCAGGAGCUGGUCCAGAUGAAGGGGUCAGCCAACAAAAGCAACGCGGCCAUGGACGCGGAGACCGUGCUACGGCCGCUAAUGGACCUUCUGGAUAAAAAUUUGAUUCUGUUUGCCAAGAUCUGCGAGAAGACGGUGCUGAAGCGGGUGUUGAAAGAGCUGUGGAAGAUCGUGCUCAACACCAUCGAGAGGACCAUCGUCCUCCCUCCUCUCACAGACCAGACCCAAGGAGCUCAGAUGAUCUUCAGUGCUGCAAAGGACCUGGGCCAGCUAUCCAAACUCAAGGAGCAUGUCAUUCGAGAGGAAGCCAGGAGUCUGACGCCACGACAGUGUGCAGCCAUGGACCUGGUUCUACCCACCAUCAAGCAAUAUUUCCAUGCUGGAGGAAAUGGCCUCAAGAAGACUUUCCUUGAGAAGAGCCCUGAUCUGAGGUCCCUGAAAUAUGCUCUCAGCCUUUACACACAACCUACAGAUGCCUUGAUCAAGAAAUAUAUAUGCACCCAAACCUCUCAAGGUCAGUCAACCAAUGGAUCGGUGGGCGAGGUGUCGAUGCAAGUGGAUCUCAUCUCUCACCCUGGCACUGGAGAACACAAAGUCAGCGUAAAGGUGGUGGGCGUCAACAACAUCACCUGGCAGACCAACGCCAUGUUCCGCCCCUUCGUGGAGGUGAACGCCGUGGGCCCGCACCUCGCCGACAAGAAGCGCAAGUUCAGCACCAAGACCAAGAACAACAACUGGUCACCAAAGUACAACGAAACAUUCCAAUACGUUCUAAGUAACGAGCACGGCCCGGAGGCCUACGAGCUGCACGUGUCAGUGAAGGACUACUGCUUCGCCCGUGAGGACCGCACCAUCGGCAUGACGGUGAUCCAGCUGCGGGAGCUGGCGGACAAGGGCAGCUGCUCGUCCUGCUACCCGCUGGUGAAGAGCGUCUCCAUGGACGACACCGGCCUCACCAUCAUGAGGAUUCUCUCCCAGAGGACCAACGAUGAGGUGGCCAAAGAGUUUGUGCGUCUCAAGACGGACACGCGCUCCACCGAGGAAGUGUCCUAGACGGAGGAGCGGGAAGCCACAGGGUCGUCUGGUCCUGACGGGGGAAGACAGACAGACAGAGAGAGGGAGGGAUGGAGAGAGAGAGAGAGAGAGAGAGAGAGAGAGAGAGAGAGAGAGAGAGAGAGAGAGAGAGAGAGAGAGAGAGAGAGAGAGAGAGAGAGAGAGAGAGAGAGAGAGAGAGAGAGAGAGAGCGAGAGAGAGAGAGAACGAGAGAGAACGAGAGAGAACGAGAGAACACGAGAGAACGAGAGAACGAGAGAACGAGAGAACGAGAGAACGAGAGAACGAGAGAACGAGAGAACGAGAGAACGAGAGAACGAGAGAACGAGAGAAAGAGAGAGAGAGAGAACGAGAGAACGAGAGAACGAGAGAACGAGAGAACGAGAGAACGAGAAAGGGGGAUACGGAGGAAGAGAGAGUGUGAGAUGUAGGGAGAGAGAGAAAGAGGAAAAGGAGGGAAAGAGAACCAGAGAGAGGGGAAGUGGGCUGUAGCAGGGCAGGUAACUCUAGAUGUAACGACAGGUGAGCUGUGCUGUCCUGACAUGCAGAUGGAGAGAGGAGAGAGAGAGAGAGCCCGACUGACACAGAGAGAUGUGUUUGUCUGUUUUUGUGCAUGUGCGUAAAACAUCUGUUGGAAUGUUCAUUUGAAACUACUGUAUGUGCAAGUGUUUACUUCCCGUAUGCUCAUUAUGAAGUACUAUAUUCUACGAGUUAUGUUAACAAGACAUGAUGAAUUACUGUUUUGUACCAACAUUUAGUCUUUUGAACAAAAAUUUGUUCAGAUAAAGUGCCAAACCAGAGGAAAAAAAAAUUGCAAAACAAAUAGACAACAAAUUAUGGUGAACUUUGGUGAAAAUUGCUCGAUGACUUUGUCCCGUGUAAAUUCAUUCUCUGACAAUGUGGCGUUUUAAUUGUCCGGUCUUUCUUUUUUGCACCCUGGUUUUGUUCCACGUUCCUCCACAAAAGCACUUGUUGUGCAUGUCCCGUUUUCCACCACUCAAGUGGUUCCACCACUCACCACUCAUGGUUCCACCGUGACCCCAGGGCAGGGCCCCCCCCCCCAUGCCCCCCCCCACCCCCCCAACUCUUUGUAUUUAAGCCGACCUGAAAAGAGACCAUUUUUUUAAACGGCGAUGACUGCUAUGUAAACCUUCAUAGGUGUUUGUAAUUUUAUAACCAUGACAACAAUGAAGACAAGCCUCCAGUGCUACCAGUCUAAGCAGGAAGGAUGGAACUUUAUCUUUUGUUUUCGCUUUUGAUUUAUUUCUUUUCGGCCCGUCGGCUUCCCGCCUUUCUGAAUGACCACUGUGAACAUGAGCUUUGGAAGGCAAGCUUACAUAACAUUGCUGACGGUUUGAUAUUGUUGUUUCAUAUUUAAAAAUAACUUUGUUCCUGAGAAACUGCCAAAGUUAUAUAACAUGUUUGUACAAAAGCAAUCCAUUACCUGUAUGAAAAUAUAUAUGUACAUGUGACUAUUACUUUUUCAAUGCUAAAUAUCUGAUUGUUGAUGGGGUGGUUCUAAGAUUUAUUUUUUUGAUUUAUCGUGAAGCUGUUAACCAAUAUGAAAGUUGCACAUGUUACUUGACACAUUAGUUAAAUCAGCUUCUAUCAUUUAGUUUAUUUUUAUUCAUAAAGGAAAGAGUCUAACAUUUGGUAAAUAUGCAACAUUCCUAUGUAUUGCACUGAUGGCGAAUUGUAUGUCAUGUAAAUAUAUUUAGUGAGAAAUUGUA
Messenger RNA from Osmerus eperlanus (European smelt), 9499 nucleotides. RefSeq names its product protein unc-13 homolog C (gene unc13c). Gene Ontology annotation, cellular component: plasma membrane; presynaptic membrane; presynaptic active zone cytoplasmic component. The record is from RefSeq and is a predicted model, not a curated record. Gene Ontology annotation, molecular function: calcium ion binding; calmodulin binding; phospholipid binding. The transcript is spliced from 32 exons. Gene Ontology annotation, biological process: synaptic transmission, glutamatergic; synaptic vesicle maturation; presynaptic dense core vesicle exocytosis. The coding region runs from base 231 to 7769 and encodes 2512 amino acids. Lineage: Eukaryota; Metazoa; Chordata; Actinopteri; Osmeriformes; Osmeridae.